AUGGAUCAUUCCGAUGUUCAUGUCAUCGCCAGACACACUGUUCAGAGCGCUGAUCUGCCAGUGCCCAUAUCGGCAACCUCUACAAAUACGACAUUUCCCUUUCUCCUCGGUCCAUUGGAUCACCUUGGCUCCCCUGGCAUACCAGUUGGCGUUGUUUGGGUGUACGAGCCCUCGAGUACAUGUCCAAAGCCUGCCCCAAUCGAGACGUUGACCUUGGCUCUGAGCCGUCUCCUGGACUAUUACCCACACCUGACGGGACGUCUUCAUAUUGACGCCUCGAGUGGGAUCCGUGUUAUCAAUCAGCAAGAGACUGGCAUUCAUCUUUACGAAGCAAGGUGCAAUACAUCGUUGUCCAAGUUCUACAAGAUGUCAACUGAGGAGCUAUCCCUUGGUCUCGGCGAUCUUGGUGGAACAUCUGUCGCGCUGAUGGCACCCUGGGAGGUUUCCGAAGAAAGCGUUCAACGCGAACCGUUAUUGUGUGUUCAGCAUACGAGAUUUGCCUGUGGGUCCAUGGCACUUGGAAUUCGACUUGCCCGCGUCAUGGCUGGUGCCGGAGGCUUCUUGCAGCUCUUCCGGCAUCUGGCUGAGUUGUAUCGGGCUGUAGCGGACGAUGGCAUGGAGGAACCUACACUGAAGAACCCACCACAUAUAAUGCCUUUUAUGGUGGAAGAAAUGGCUGGAUAUAUCGCAACCAAAGACACCCCAACAGCAUCUUUGCACCAACCAGCUGGCUACUCUACUGAGCGCAUCGUGGAAGAGCCAGCCUUGGCACGCGACGCUCCAGAAGUCAUAACCCCAGAAGCGAUAGCCCCAGCUUGUCAGGUCAUUGGUCGAGAAAUCCGGUUCACGGUAUCAGAACUCGCAGCUUUGAAAGCAAGUGCUAUGCCCCCCGACGGCGAUUCCUGGGUAUCGACCUUUUCUGCGCUAUCGGCCUACAUAUGGCAGCGCUCCCAGAUAGCGAGACUACGGACACAGGCCUCGGCGCAGGGAUGUGGGGACUUGGCCUUGCAACCAUGUGCGUUCUUUACUAGCGUUGAUUUUUCUUCCAAGAUCAGUCUUCCUCAGCCUUACUUCCCAAGUGCCGUUGUCACGCCAUCGGUCCAGCUCCCCGCGUCGGAACUCGUGGAUGCACCACUCUGGCGUGUCGCCAAGGCCAUACAUGAUGCAACACGUGCCGUCUCUCCAGAGAUGGUGCGAAAUCUGGGAAAUUGGGUAAUAGCACAGCCUCGGAAACAGGAUAUCCGACAAACAACCACAUUUGGAACCAACUCAGUAAUUACCACGGCUUGGAACAAGCACUCUCUCUAUACAGGCGCAGAUUUGGAUAUCCCACCAACCAUUGCAUGUGUUCCGAUUACUCCAACCAAUCUUGUUGAUGGCCUUGGGUUUUUCCUUCAACCGCGAGAGGGGAAAGGGGAUAUUAUUGUGGCUUUAGCGUUAAAGCAGGCCGUUUGGGAAAACCUGGAUAAUGACGCGAACUGGCGUGUCACGACCCGUGGUUCCGUCCAUCCUGUUGCGGAUAGUCGGUAG
This is a messenger RNA of Fusarium keratoplasticum, 1530 nucleotides long. RefSeq lists its product as uncharacterized. Gene Ontology annotation, biological process: secondary metabolite biosynthetic process. The record is from RefSeq and is a predicted model, not a curated record. The coding region runs from base 1 to 1530 and encodes 509 amino acids. The transcript has a single exon. Gene Ontology annotation, molecular function: acyltransferase activity, transferring groups other than amino-acyl groups. NCBI's taxonomy places the organism in Eukaryota, Fungi, Ascomycota, Sordariomycetes, Hypocreales, Nectriaceae.